This is a messenger RNA of Glarea lozoyensis ATCC 20868, 1647 nucleotides long. RefSeq names its product MFS general substrate transporter. The record is from RefSeq and is a predicted model, not a curated record. The coding region runs from base 1 to 1647 and encodes 548 amino acids. NCBI's taxonomy places the organism in Eukaryota, Fungi, Ascomycota, Leotiomycetes, Helotiales, Helotiaceae. Gene Ontology annotation, cellular component: membrane. Gene Ontology annotation, biological process: carbohydrate transport; transmembrane transport. Gene Ontology annotation, molecular function: carbohydrate:proton symporter activity. The transcript is spliced from 12 exons.
AUGGGUUUACUCCAGAAGGUUGUCAAGAAUGAGGCGAUGAGAAACGACCCUCCCCAAAUCUACGGAUGGAAGGUCUUUUUCUUAUCUGCCAGUGCCUGUUUCGGUGGCAUGUUGUUCGGAUGGGACAUUGGUUCCAUUGGUGGUAUUCUCGUCAUGCCCACAUUCAUGAAGAUGUACGGAAUCACCCCAAAGACCGCCGCCAAUCUUCAGAGCAACAUCGUCAGUGUACUCCAAGCUGGAUGCUUCUUCGGAUCUCUCGUCGCAUACUGGGCUGCAGAUAAAUUUGGCCGCAAGCCCUCGUUGAUGGUUGCUUCUGGUAUCGCUAUUGCUGGAAUUGUUAUUCAGACAGCUUCAGAUGGACACAUUUCUGCACUUUACGUCGGUCGUUUGAUCGCUGGUUUCGGUGUUGGAGCUGCUAGUAUGCUUACGCCAUUAUACGUCAGUGAGAACGCGCCACGAGCAAUCCGUGGUGGUCUGACUGGUAUCUAUCAACUCUUCAUCGCAACUGGUGUCAUGCUUAGUUUCUGGGUCAACUACGGAACACUUGGAAACCUCAAGGGCAAUGCUCAAUGGCAAGUCCCUUUGGCACUACAAGGUCUUCCAGCCGUAUGCCUUUUCAUCGGUAUUCUCUUCUGCAACGAAUCUCCAAGAUGGCUCGCCCGCGCCGACAACUGGGAGAAGGCCACCUCUGUUUUGGCUAGACUUCGCAACUUGCCACCAGACCACGGAUACGUCCAGAUGGAACUUGAUGAGAUGAGAGAACAACUCGAGAACGAGCGUGCUUUGAUUGGCGGUGCCGGUUUCUGGGAUCUCCAGAAGGAAAUGUGGCUCAUCUCUGGUAACCGCAAGCGUGCUCUCGUCUCUAUCGGUCUUAUGGUCUGUCAACAAAUGACUGGAACCAACGCCAUCAACUACUACGCACCCCUUAUCUUCCUCAACCUCGGCAUUCCAGAAGCCCAAAAAGGACUCUUCGCAACCGGCAUCUACGGCGUCGUCAAGAUGGUAACCUGCGCCGCCUUCCUCCUUCUCGCCGCCGACUCCCUCGGCCGUCGCCGCUCCCUCCUCUGGACCUCCAUCGCCCAAGGCCUCGCCAUGUUCGUCAUCGGUUUCUACGUCCGCUUCAACCCACCCGUCAAAGGCCAGCCCAUCCCCGCCGUCGGCUACUUCGCACUCACCUGCAUCUUCCUCUUCGCCGCAUUCUUCCAAUUCGGAUGGGGUCCUUGCUGCUGGAUCAUCGUGUCUGAAAUCCCUACCGCGCGUCUGCGCGCCAUGAACGUCGCUAUCGCCGCGUCCACGCAAUGGCUCUUCAACUUCGUCGUCGCGCAGGCGGUGCCGCAUAUGCUGAAGAAUGUCGGCAAGAAUGGAUACGGCACUUACUUCAUCUUCGGCGCGUUCUGCUUUAGCAUGUUCUUCUUCGUCUGGUUCCUCGUUCCUGAAACGAAGGGUUUGAGUUUGGAGAAGAUGGACGACCUCUUCGGCGUCACGGACAUGGUCAAGGAGAAGAACAUUGCUGAUGAGGAGGCUCACCGCGCUCCAGUUGAGAUCCACGAGACGACGGCAAAUGUGCCACAUGGAGACCACAAGAACGCGGCUGCGGUGUCGCAUGUGGAGCAUGGUGAUAAGAAUACCCGUGAGGUCCGACUUUAG